Coregonus sp. 'balchen' is the source of this 3413-nucleotide messenger RNA. The record is from the annotation of a GenBank genome assembly. NCBI's taxonomy places the organism in Eukaryota, Metazoa, Chordata, Actinopteri, Salmoniformes, Salmonidae.
AUGACAAAACACUGGGGGGGUCAGAGCCUGCUGGCAGCACCCGCUCUCUCCUACCUGCGCUCUCCUAGCCUGGGAGGCCACCACGACCAUCAACUUGACUUCCAGAUCCAUCCUCUGAGCAACACAGCACGGAGCUCUCCAGCCCAACACUGGCCCUACUGCCCAAUCCAGGCGCCAGUCCGACAGCCUCCACGGCUUGAGAAGCCUUCCCCUUACCAAUUCAGCCUGGCCUCAGCCCCCAUGGAUAAAGCGACGCCGCUAGACCACAACGGAGGGCCCGGGUCAUCCUACCCUCCGCCGCCCAAGCUCAACAAAGAUGGGCCGUUCAAGGAGGAAUCUUGGGACGAGGAGAAAAAAGCCAACGGUGGAAAGAAAAAAAACUAUCAGCGCUACCCCAAACCACCCUACUCGUACCUCGCAAUGAUUGCCAUGGUCGUCCAAAACUCUCCAGAGAAGAAGCUUACGUUGUCUGAGGUAAAGUGAGUUUGUGUGUGGACAUGAGAGUUUAGAAUGGUACAUUUUGGCCAAAUUACGCAUGGUUAUUUGUGUCAAUUUAGGCCAAAUUAUGCAUGGUUGUGUGUCAAUUUUGGCUAUUAAUCAUGGUUAUUUUUAAGAUAAUAUUUAAGUUUCCACAUAGUUUAUAUGCGUUUUUAUUAUUUUAAAAGUUAAUUUCUAAUCGGGGAUGUUCUAUCAUCAAUUAAAAAAAAUAAGUAUGUUUGGGUACGGAUAUGCAGUUCAAUUGCAUUAAACAGACAGGACAAUCAUUUGACGCUUAACAGAGUAGUAACCUCUGCCACACUUCAGUGACUGCAAUGCUUUUCUUGGUUUGUUUUGUUAAGGAUAGCAGCAUACAGUGAAAGCAGACACUGAGAUGUAUCAGCUGGAGUGGGUUGAGUUGAUAAGAAGCAUAGUCAAGGAUUGCUCUCUGUACAGGCUAUCAGUCCUACAGCACAUCUUAGGUUAUUUAUUCUAGGCCUAUGAAAAUGCUGCAUGAUGACAGUGAAUGAUUAAUGUAAAUGAGUGAAAUGUGUCUAAAACUGUAUGCCUACAAUCAUGUGGUGUUUUUAAAUUGUGUAUCUUAAUAUAGUCUGUUAAUUUGUCUGUUUAAUACAGACUCCCAUUGAUGUAAAUUGCCUCACUCCUUCUCUCUCAGAUUCUGAAGGAGAUCAGUGCACUUUUCCCUUUUUUCAAAGGGAACUACAAGGGCUGGCGGGACUCAGUGCGACACAACCUUUCUUCCUAUGACUGCUUUGUUAAGGUAUGUCUUAUUAGGGGUCUUUAUUGGUAUGUCAAUCAGUGGGCUCAAAAAGGCACUUUUGAUUCUAGAAUCCAAACAACCUACAAGCAAGUAUACAUUCCCUUCUGUUUUUCUUUAAACAGUGAAGCUACAACUUUUAAUUUAGCUCUAUACUCCAGCAUUUUGCAUUUGAUAUAAAAUGUUUUAUAUAAGGCCACAGUACAGUGUCACCUUCUAUUUGAGGAUAUUUUCAUACCUGUUUUGUCGCUUAGAAAUGAAAGCAUUUGAAGUAAGUAUCUAGUACCCCAUUUGAAGGUGCCAUGUAUUUGGACAAAUUUACUUAGUGUAUUAAAGUAGUCAAAAGGUUAGUAUUUGAUCCCAAAUUCCUAGCAUGUAAUGACUUCAUCAAGCUUGUGACUCUAGAAACUUGUUGGAUGCAUUUGCAGUUUGUUUCGGAUUAUGUUGUGACCAAUAGAAAUGAAUGGUAAAUCAUGUAUUGUCAUUUGAGUCACUUAUUGUAAAUAAGAAUAUGUUUCUGAACACUUCUAAAUAGAUGCUACCAUGAUUACCAUGAAUUGUAAAUAAUGAUGAAUGAGAAAGUUGGGAGGCAUAAAUAUCAUACACCCCCACCCCCAAAACAAAAUGCUAACCUCCCCUGUUAUUGGUAAUGGUGGGAGGUUAGCAUGUUUCGGGGGCAUGAUUUUUGUGCGCACAAUACAUUAUUUACCAUUCUUUUCUAUUGGGCACAACAUAUAUAUUUUUUUAAACUGCAAAUGCAUCCAACAUGUUUGUAGUCUCGAGCUUGAUGUAGUCAUUGUGUGCUUGGAAUAUGGGACUAAAUACUAAACCUUUGACUAUUUGUCCAAAUGCUCGAUACAUAGUGCUUUUUAUUUCUAAACAGUACAAAAGAUGUAUUAAAAUACCCUCAAAUAAAAGGUGACGUUUUGUCGCCUCAUACUGUAUAUAAAACUAUUGAUCUCAAAUCUAAAAUGCUGGAGUAUAGAGCUAAAUUAUGUUUUAGCUUCACUGUCCAAAUAAAUACAUAAUACAUUUUAUUUGUAGCCUACCAAGGACCACUGCAGUGCUUCGUGAAACUUUAGAUGAAGUAAAUCAUUCUAGCUAAUUCUGAGUUUUGUGAAACUGGGGAGAUCCUGUCUGACUGGUUUUCAGGUUGUGCUAUACUCUUGAUCUCACCGCUGUCUGUCACUCCUGGUCCCUGUAGGUACUGAAGGAUCCUGGGAAGCCUCAGGGGAAGGGCAACUUCUGGGCCGUGGAGGAGAGCCGGGUGCCCCUGGAGCUCCUCAAGAGGCAGAACACUGCCGUGUCGCGCCAGGAUGAGACCAUCUUCGCCCAGGACCUUGCCCCUUACAUCCUGCAUGGGCACGAACAUAAGCCAGACGCAGAGCCCCCGGCCCCACCACCACCAGUCACUGUUCAACCCCCAGGCCCCCCUGUCACUGCUCUACCCCCCUUGCCCACCAGACAACUCUCCCCCCUUCAGGAGGAGCUGUACCGGCCCAAGCUGGACUCGUCCUUUGCCAUUGACUCCAUCCUCCACAGCCUGAGGCCGGCCAGCACUGCAGGAGAGCCUGACAGGGACAGGGACUGCUGGGGGGUGGAGCCCCACACUCGUCCCUCCCCUCCUCCACACCCUCGCUACUCCUCCACCAUCCGCAGCGCCUCAGCCAGCUCCGCCUCCUCCUCCUCCGAUGAGGACUGGAGGGGCGCGUCGCAGGGAGGGAAGCGGGUGCCCGAGGGCGAGGCGGGAUCAGAUGGCUACGAGGACUGCAGACCCCCUCCACACAAGUCUGCCCGCAGAGUCUCCGCCCCUCCCUGGGAGCUGCCCACCUCGUAUGCCAAGUACACACCGCCCAACGCCGUGGCCCCGCCCAGCAUGCGUUUUAAUGGGGGCCCUCUGAUUCCACUAGGGAUGCCUCUAUAUGGCUACGGGGGGUCUCCUGUCACAUCCAGCCAUUUUGUAGGUCAUGCCUACUGGCCCCUCUUACCCAGCGGACGCCCUCCCCUCAUUAUGGACCUGGACAGUAUGCUCCAGUCAGUACCGCCCAAUAAGAGUGUGUUUGACGCGCUGGGUCCGGCCAAUCAGUCGUCUCACCAGCCUGCUGGUCAGUAUACCCUGCAGAGUGGACCCCCUCUCAGGCGUCAUCCCCAUUAUUGA